Molecule: messenger RNA, 888 nt
Organism: Macrosiphum euphorbiae (potato aphid)
Lineage: Eukaryota; Metazoa; Arthropoda; Insecta; Hemiptera; Aphididae
Source: the annotation of a GenBank genome assembly
AUGCUGGAUAAGAACGUGCCGACAGGAGUGCCUGUAUACGAGUUGAGCUCGCUGCUCUUCUUCCUCGUCCCGAUGAUGAUCAUCAUUGUGCUGUAUGUGCUCAUCGGGCUCCAGAUCAGACAGAGUUCGAGGCACUCGCUGGGAAAACAAAUGCAGGGCAACGUGCACGGGGAGACCAAACAAAUUCAAUCGAAAAAGUCAAUUGUCAGGAUGCUAGCGGCCGUCGUCAUCGCGUUCUUCCUGUGCUGGGCGCCGUUCCACGCGCAGCGGCUGCUCUACCUGUACGCCAAGGACUCGCCGUACUACACGCAGGCCAACGAGUUGCUGUACACGAUCGCCGGUUGCUUCUAUUACUUUUCGUCGACGGUCAACCCGAUCCUGUACAACCUGAUGUCGAUGAAGUACAGGAGAGCGUUCCGGGAGACGCUGUGCGGAUACUCGGGCGACCGGCGGAACCGGAUGUCCAGGGACCUGCAGUCCAGCUUCCGGGACACGACCAUGCCGCUGAACACGAUCAUCAGCACCGCCGACUGCAGCCGCAAGUCGGUGGUUCACCGGUCCACCAGGAACCUGCAGGCCGAACCGCCGCAUCACCAUCACCAUCACCACCAUUACGCGGCCGCACCGCCGUCCGACGACUGCGGGGCCGGUGGUUGCGGCCGUCCGUCCGCGGCCUCCGACGUGAUGGUGAUGAUCACGCCGGUCAACGGGAACGCGCAGUGCUACAAAACGUUGCUCAGCGUGACCGUGCAGGGCCCCGACAACAAGGCCGCCUCCGUCGCGGCGCAACACGGCAACUGCAACAGCAACAAGGCGCAGCUGCAGGGCUGCGAAACGCUGCAGCCGACCGAUAACCGGCGUUGCACCGAAGCGGAGACUUGCAUUUAA